AUGCUCUACUGUCUUUCUGAUUUCCUGCACAACUAUCGCUCUCUGUUACGAAGCCCGCACCAGCCAAGCAGAAUACCUAAGAGACCAUUCACCAUGACCGUCUCAUAUCCUUUUCAGACCGUUUUUGCGGUACCCAUGACAUGUGACAGCUGCGUCAAGGACGUUUCAGACUCGUUGUACAAGCUGGGGGGGAUCACCAAGGUCGAGGCCGAUCUGAAGGACCAAUUACUCUCUGUAGAGGGCACAGCCGCACCAUCGGCCAUUGUUGACGCCAUCCAAGCCACAGGAAGGGACGCUAUCCUGCGAGGAUCGGGUGCAUCAAACAGCGCGGCUGUAAGCAUCCUGGAGUCCUUCUACCGUGCAGAUGGGGACGAUGCGGCCUCAAAGUCGGAAGAGGAGCAAGCUCGAGAAGUCAGGGGCUUGGCCAGAAUGGUGCAGGUUUCUCCAACUACUACCUUGGUUGACUUGACACUUCGCGGCGUCGCCCCUGGCUCCUACCGAGCAACCAUCCGUGAGUACGGCAACCUAGCAGACGGCGCCUCGUCGACAGGCCCUGUCUGGUCUGGGGGCAGUGAAGCUGCGGCUGCCAAGGGAUUCUUGGGCGUCUUCGAGGUUGGCAAGGAUGGAAGAGGCAGUGCGUACCUCGACAAGCCUUUUCAAAUCUGGGAAGUCAUUGGCCACGCCAUGGUCGUCUCGAGACAAGAUGAGUCCGCGGCAGUUCUGAAGAACGACCCGGACACUGUUGUCGGUGUGAUUGCCAGGAGUGCGGGUGUGUGGGACAAUGACAAGACCGUCUGCUCAUGCACGGGCAAGACGCUAUGGGAAGAGAGGAAGGAUGAAGUAAAGAAGGGCAUGCUCUAG
Molecule: messenger RNA, 861 nt
Organism: Colletotrichum truncatum
Lineage: Eukaryota; Fungi; Ascomycota; Sordariomycetes; Glomerellales; Glomerellaceae
Product: superoxide dismutase 1 copper chaperone (heavy-metal-associated domain-containing protein)
Biological process (GO): superoxide metabolic process
Cellular component (GO): cytoplasm
Molecular function (GO): superoxide dismutase copper chaperone activity; copper ion binding
Source: RefSeq, a predicted model, not a curated record